Molecule: messenger RNA, 1045 nt
Organism: Ornithodoros turicata
Lineage: Eukaryota; Metazoa; Arthropoda; Arachnida; Ixodida; Argasidae
Exons: 5
Coding region: 77-1045 (322 amino acids)
Source: RefSeq, a predicted model, not a curated record
CAUCCAUGCGGAAGGUGCUGCUGUCGUCAUUUCGCAGUUGUUCGAAAAUUCAUAUUGGCAUAUCUGAGCCGAUCGCAUGGAGAACCCGAAAAGAAGAAAAAACGGAACCUAUUGCUGCGUGGUAGGGUGCCACAACAGUCACGUUAGCGUAAGAGGCAAGCAGCCCGCCAUAAAGUUCUAUUGCUUCCCGACCAAAUGGUACGAGAAGGAACGGCGACGACAGUGGAUAGCUGCUGUACGUCGAGUCAACCCGGAUGGCACUGCUUGGGAGCCGAGCCCCACAACCUUAAUAUGCAGCGCGCACUUCGUGGGAAACACGAAAAGUGCAGAUCAAGCACAUCCAGCGUAUGUUCCAACGGUCUUUCCAGCAGUCUACAAAGGAAAGUCUACCGCUGGACUUGCGCCGAUUGAACGCUACGCAAGAUCGAAAAGACGUGCCACGUCACACAGCAUCGUCGCGGAACACGUGACAGAAAGCGUUACUGCUGCUUCGGACGUGUGCAUGCAAGAUGUGAACAUUUAUGAUGACUGUGAGCUGCCUGAUGGAAAAGUGGCGUGUCAGCACUCAUCUGUGGAAACACAAACAGAUGACAGCUGCCUAGGCACUACCACUAUAUUUUCCAUGUUCACCUGCACAAUUUUGGAGAAUACUGCAAGUACACAGAUCAGCCAUGCGUCUCAGACUGAAACCGGGGUUCAGGCUAUGCCCGAAACAAAGUCAGCUGCUUCUGGCCCUACGGAGCGUGUCUGCAUCUUUCAAGGAUAUGAAAAUGUUCGUAAUGAUGUGGUAACACUGCAAGACUUAUGUGGUGUAAGCCCACAAGGCUUCGCCUUACUUCUCAGCCUGCUUACAAGCUUCCGGGUUAGGGUACACGUGGAACGAGCCAUACAACGACUGAAAAUAUUUAACGUCUUGAACAACAGAGUGCCAGCUGACCUUGUGCCAUACAUGACAGACAUUUUUCGCAUGUGUGCAGUUCUUGUAAAUCUCCAGCCACCAAUCUUUAAAUCACCAGAUGGACCUGACGAAGAAGAUUGCUACUGA